AAGCUAGAUCGUAAGAUAUCAGAUGCUAUCUCCACAAUUACAUUUGACGGGGAUAAAGACCGCGAAAUGGAAAAAAUCCGUAACUUUGACUGCAAAUGUUAUGGAAGAAGAAAGGAAAACUCUCUCCUUGGUACACGUUCGUGUAGUCACAAACUUUCUCCAGAGGUUAUGUACAACAUACGCUUGGAUUCUCUGGCUGCCGAAAGAGAGUGGCAGGACAUGCGAAUAAUUGGGCAUCUCGAAGCAAGCAGACGUACUUCAGAGAUAACAACAUCAACCAAAAAGCUCCCGAAAAAAAGAAAGUGUGCCCGGACAACUUAUUGCAUUGGAGGCACUGAUGUCUGCAGGAACACCUUUCUGUUUCUUAUGGGAAUUUGCAAAAGCACCCUCACUGAUAUAAUCAAACACUCUGAGGAGAAUGGGGCAAGACCACGGUUAAGAAAGAAGAACUCAAAGCCACAGUCACCAGUCAGGUUCAUCAACUCUGAAGAUAUCAACAGAGUUGUGAAAUUUAUAAAAAACUAUGCAGAAGACCAUUCCAUCAUGCUGCCUGGCCGACAUCCUGGGCCAACCCAUGUGUCCAAGGUCUCAGUUUGGCGUCUCUACACAAAGUCUGCCAAGGAGCUUGGUGAGCGUGCAGUUUGUAGAACAAGCUUUAUAGCACUGUGGAACGAACUUCUCCCACACAUCAGAAGUUGCAGGCCACACACAGAUCUUUGCUGGCAGUGCCAAAGUAAUAACGACCUGCUGAUACGAAGUGCAAACCUCCCAGAUGAUAGAAAGUCUGCAGCGGUCAAGAAGCAACACGAUCAUCUUGCCCUUGUGCAGAAAGAGAGGGCUUUGUACAACGAGCUGACUGCUGCCUGCAAAAAGACAUGUGCUGACACUGUGCUGACCCUCCCCACCAGCAAGUAAAAACAUCAGGAUUCAUUACAGCUUUGAUUUGGCACAGCAGGUACUAUUUAACACACAUUUACUUCACUAGAGAGCUUACUUUACUUGGUCUAGAGAGAGCGCUGUAAUUUCAAAUCUUGUAUA
Molecule: messenger RNA, 1038 nt
Organism: Alosa alosa (allis shad)
Lineage: Eukaryota; Metazoa; Chordata; Actinopteri; Clupeiformes; Clupeidae
Exons: 3
Coding region: 67-915 (282 amino acids)
Source: RefSeq, a predicted model, not a curated record